Messenger RNA from Pelobates fuscus (common spadefoot toad), 2902 nucleotides. RefSeq names its product metal response element binding transcription factor 2 (gene MTF2). The record is from RefSeq and is a predicted model, not a curated record. NCBI's taxonomy places the organism in Eukaryota, Metazoa, Chordata, Amphibia, Anura, Pelobatidae. Gene Ontology annotation, cellular component: nucleus. The transcript is spliced from 15 exons. Gene Ontology annotation, biological process: regulation of DNA-templated transcription; chromatin organization. Gene Ontology annotation, molecular function: DNA binding; chromatin binding. The coding region runs from base 185 to 1963 and encodes 592 amino acids.
ACCAAAAUGGCGAAGGCUUGUAACCGAACCGGGUCCUCUGUGUAUGUUUUGUAAGCUGUGACCGGCGCUCCCCCACCUACCACCGCCCCUCCAACUGAAGGGAGGGCCCGGCGGCCGAGGCCCAGCCUGAAGCGCCCGCUCGAGUUUCAGCCGUGGGAAUCGCUGUCACCGCAGGAGUGACCGAAUGAGAGACGCAACUGUGGUGGGCAACUCAUUGGUCCUCAAAAGAUCCCCUUUCCAUCGGCAUCCAAAGGCCUUUGAGCCAUUGACCAAGCUGUCUGUACGGCAUGGACAGAAACACAAGAAACAAGUGUGUAAACUUGAAGAAGGUCAAGAUGUCCUAGCAAGAUGGUCAGAUGGACUGUUUUAUCUUGGAACUAUCAAAAAGAUAAACAGAUUUAGGCAAAGCUGCUUUAUCUUGUUUGAAGACAGCUCCAAAUCGUGGGUACUCUGGAAAGACAUUCAGACAGGAGUCAUAGAUAGUGGGGAAAUGGUUUGCACAAUAUGCCAGGAGGAAUAUUCUGAUGCACCAAAUGAAAUUGUUAUUUGUGACAAGUGUGGGCAAGGUUACCAUCAGUUGUGUCACACACCGAAGAUCGACCCCAGCGUAAUUGACACUGAUGAGAAAUGGCUCUGUCGGCAAUGUGUUUUUGCCACAACAACAAAGAGAGGUGGGGCAUUGAAAAAAGGACCGAACGCCAAAGCCCUUCAAGUCAUGAAGCAGAGUCUACCAUACAUUGUAGAAGACUUGGAAUGGGAUAUUGGACAUAAAACCAAUGCGCAGCAAUGUUACUGCUACUGCGGAGGCCCUGGAGACUGGUACUUGAAGAUGCUCCAGUGCUGCAAGUGCAAACAGUGGUUUCAUGAGGCAUGUGUGCAGUGCUUGCAAAAACCUAUGCUUUUUGGUGAUCGAUUUUAUACCUUUAUUUGUUCUGUCUGCAAUUCUGGACCAGAAUACCUCAAACGUCUAUCUUUACGAUGGGUAGAUAUAGCACACCUUUGCCUAUAUAAUCUAAGUGUUAUUCAUAAGAAGAAGUACUUUGACUCAGAGCUUGAACUUAUUACAUACAUCAAUGAUAAUUGGGAUCGAUUACAUCCUGGUGAGCUAGCAGACACACCAAGAGCAGAAAGAUAUGAACAUAUUCUUGAUGCAUUGAACGAAAAUAAGACAAUGUUUAUGUCUGGCAAGGAAAUAAAGAAAAAGAAACAUUUGUUUGGCUUGAGAAUUAGAGUUCCACCGGUUCCUCCAAAUGCUGCAGUAAAGCUUGAAAAAGAAGAGGAAAGCACAUCUCAUGAGUUCAAGAUAAAGGGCAGAAAGUCAUCAAAACUUCUGUCUGUUACAAAAGAGGUAAACAAUGGUGAAGUUAAAAAGAGGAAACCUGUGGGUCGGCCUCCGGGCUCACACAGAAAGAAAAUUCUGCUGAAUGAAAUGUGCAAGACUCAGGCUUUGAACACUGAACCUGGUCCAUCUUCGGAGAAUGCUGCAGUAGAUUUGCAUGAUCAGAGUCGAAAGCCAGACAUCACCACUUUCUCGCCAAGUAACUCUGACUUGGAGUCCAGUGGCGCUGCCAGUUCAAAAGAAGCUACCUCAACCAGCAUUUCUAGCCCUUCAUCAGACUUAAGGAGAGUGACACGAACAGGGAGGUCCUGGUCGGCCUCCUUACCACCACCGAAGAAACGAGGACGCCAUCCACGUAAAGCCCUUCAAGUUCACAAUUCAGACAUGACAAACAUUGAUGAAAGAAAAGAGGACUCUCAGCUUUCGGGACUCAAUACAGAUAUUGUCAAAAACUUAACCGACCAGGAUUUACAGAUGCAUCAUCUGAAGAGUUCCAUUACGAGUUAUUUUGGUGCUGCAGGCAGAAUAGCAUGCGGUGAAAAAUACCGCAUACUUGCACGUCGAGUAACACUUGACGGAAAGGUGCAGUACCUUGUAGAAUGGGAUGGAGCAACAGCCUCCUGACCGCUGAACAGUUUCCUAUUCCACUUCAGGUUCCUUGAGGAGAAGAGCUAAUUAACUUAUUAUAUUGCUGUCCAUCCUUUUCCAACCAAAGUGCCUGCAAUACAUUGUAACGCCUGGCUGCAGAUGAGUAGCUGGAUAUAGACACAUGGCUGUCUUAAAUACUUGCAACAGUGAUUGGAUGGAAUGUUAGUUUGACCUUGUGACAAAUAGUUUAAGGAAUUGUGACACUGUUUACCAGAGGGAACUUUGCUUUUAACCAAAUAUCUGCAACAAUGCACAGAAUGUGGUGCAGUUUACAGUAUUUUCUAAUCAAACCUUUUGCUAAUGUGUUCUUCAUGUAAUGCGGAUUCCAUGUUAAUUAAAUACUGGUUAGCUCCUUUUGUUGUGAGACUGCCCUGCAAAGUGGUGUAAGCAGUGACCUGCACAAAACGGGGUUUAACCCUUUAAAAGCCAGAUGUGUAUUUUGUACCCUUUUGCCACUCAAGAGGUAAAUGUUUAAAGUGUCUUAACGCCACAGUGCCAUUGGUUUUUGAACAAUAAUGCUUUGUAGUUUGGAAUAUUUCACUAGACUUAGUGAUUCAAAGAUGUGCAGUUGGUAUGAUGCUCCCAGCUGCCAAAAAAUGUAAACUAGGGAUUUGCCACUCUGGGAUUUUAAAGGACACACGUAUGUAAAGUGAAUAUUCCUUUUAAAAUCAUGUUAAAUGUAUAGAUACUUGUGAAUCAUUUGAAUAACUAGACGCAACUGAAGGUGUUGUGGAACAUAUUGCUGUUUUUAUCUGUACAUGGAAGACAUUGCUUUUGCACAUAUGACUUUCUGGUGUAAAAAAUUUGCUCAAGAAGAUUUUGAAAGCAUCUAGUAGACACUAGCUUCCCCCUGCUUUCUCAGAACUACACAUACAAAAUUGUGUACAAUACAGUGUUCUGUUUUUACCCUGUUCU